AAUGAUGACCCGAAGUUUAGUAAAAAUGACUCAAAAUUAGUAAAAUCGUUUAUCAAUCGGCGCAAAGUUACACGAAGCGUUCAAAUAUCGACUUGCAGUUCUACUUUCGAUUACUUUGGAUAAUACCCAAAGAUAAGCAUAUCGGGAUUAUAGUAUUGACUUGCCAAAGUAUUCGAGGACUAACACUUCAACAACUAAAAACUGGAUUGGUUCUUGUUUCUAUUGAGUACGUAGUAUGUCAUUGUUGGUUUUAUCAUCUAAUCUGUAAAACAUGUAAAUGCUAAGAGUUUGGAAAUUUUGGUGAUAUCCAUAAAUUUCAUAAUAAUUGGUUUCGAUAAUUCAUUAUUUGUUAUUUGUUAGGCCGACCCUGAAAAUAGAAAUAAAUAUCAUUAAGUCACCAAAUCAAGCAAACAUCACUGUAUCCAAGUAGUAGCAAAGUAGAUUGGGACAGUGGGGAGAGUUCAUCGGUUAAACUUGAUAUCAACAGACAAUUGACAUUGAAAUUCAAACAAACAACACUUUCAUCAGCGCACAACGAAGGGAACGCGUAAAGUGCGUACCUACUUCAAAAGUAUUAUCAAGAAAGUUGUUUCUCCAAGUUGAAUCAGUGCAUUGAAUAGUCGUCUAAAAUGGAUAUAAAAACUGUUUUAGUAGCAGAUGCAGUAGAUGCUGCUUGCGUUGAACUUUUAAAAAAAUACUCAAUACAAGUUGUUUGUAAAUAUAAGUUGCCCAAAGAACAAUUGAUAGCCGAAAUCGCAACGUAUGAUGCUCUUAUUGUCCGAUCAGAUACUAAAGUAACUGCAGAAGUUAUACAAGCAGGUAAAAACUUAAAGGUGAUUGGACGUGCAGGAGCCGGCGUAGACAAUAUUGAUAUUCCCGCUGCUACAGCUAAAAAUAUUAUUGUUCUUAACACACCUGGUGGCAAUGCCAUUAGUGCUUGCGAGCUCACGUGUUCCUUAAUUACAACACUGGCAAGAAAUGUAGUUCCUGCAGCUGCAUCUCUAAAAGCUGGUAGAUGGGACAGAAAACUAUAUUCGGGACAUGAACUCUAUGGUAAAACUUUGGGAAUUUUGGGACUGGGAAGAAUUGGAAAAGAAGUCGCCAUUAGAAUGCAAGCUUGGGGAAUGACGACAAUAGGGUACGAUCCCAUUGUACCAGCAUCAGAAGCCAAGAAAUUUAAUGUGGAGGCUUUGGAACUGGAGCAAAUUUGGCCUCGAGUAGAUUAUAUUACAGUUCACACUCCUCUUAUACCAGAAACUAGAAAUUUAAUUUGUGAAGCAGUACUCAACAAAUGUAAGAAAGGAGUAAAGAUCGUUAACGUAGCAAGAGGAGGUAUCAUUAAUGAAUCAGAUCUUCUAAAGGCCCUAAAAUCAGGACAGUGUGGAGGAGCGGCUUUAGAUGUAUUUGAACAAGAACCUCCUAAAGAUCCAGUCACUUUAGACUUGAUCCAACACGAAAAAGUUGUAGCUACUCCUCACUUGGGUGCUAGCACUGAUGAAGCUCAAGUUAGAGUAGCCGUAGAAAUUUCAGAACAAAUAAUUGCAUUAACCGGAAGAAGUAAAGAAUAUACAUCUACACCAGGAGUGGUAAAUAGAAGCGUUCUGGUAAAUUUGUCAAAGUGAUUUUGAAUAUCAUAUGUACAGUACGUAAACCAUCCACUCUGUAUGCAUAUUUUUUUCUUUACUUUGUUAACAUUUAAAAUAAACAUACGUUUUUUUUUGGAAAAUUA
Molecule: messenger RNA, 1729 nt
Organism: Diabrotica virgifera virgifera (western corn rootworm)
Lineage: Eukaryota; Metazoa; Arthropoda; Insecta; Coleoptera; Chrysomelidae
Product: D-3-phosphoglycerate dehydrogenase
Exons: 7
Coding region: 630-1622 (330 amino acids)
Molecular function (GO): phosphoglycerate dehydrogenase activity; NAD binding
Source: RefSeq, a predicted model, not a curated record